Gossypium raimondii (Peruvian cotton) is the source of this 5763-nucleotide messenger RNA. RefSeq names its product cysteine-tryptophan domain-containing zinc finger protein 7. Bases 334 to 5274 code for a protein of 1646 amino acids. The transcript is spliced from 12 exons. Gene Ontology annotation, molecular function: zinc ion binding. The record is from RefSeq and is a predicted model, not a curated record. NCBI's taxonomy places the organism in Eukaryota, Viridiplantae, Streptophyta, Magnoliopsida, Malvales, Malvaceae.
UUUUUCUUUUCAAGAAGAAGAAAAAAAGUGUUUAACAAAUUUCUGGAGACAGGGACCGUAAUACAAACUCGACACCGCGACGCGGAACGAGUCAAUCCUGAGUCGGCGGCACUCGUCGAUCACUUCAAUCUCGAUCGUCUGAUCAUCGAUAUCUCUCUGAUCGGUUCCGUUGAUAUUGGGAGAUUUCCUUUCUGGGUUUUUUCUUUUCUUUUAAAAACAAAAGGUUAAAUCUCGGUGAUGGUUGAUUUUUGGAAAGGUGGGGAAUUUGGAGGGUAAGGGGUUAAGGUUUUUGCGAGUUUAGGGUUAGGGUUUUUGGGGACGGUGGGUUUGGAGAUGGAUGAAAAUUCUGAUCUUGAAGAAGGAGAAGCUUGCUUUCAUGAAGAUGAAGGCGACAAUAUUAACCCUGAUACCGCCUUCUCUUACAUUGAUGAGAAGAUUAAAAACGUUUUGGGCCAUUUUCAAAAAGUUUUUGAAGGUGGAGUUUCAGCAGAAAAUUUGGGGGCAAAAUUUGGGGGGUAUGGCUCAUUUUUACCUACCUAUGAACGUUCGCCUCCAAGAUUGUCACGUCCAAAGACACCACUGAGAAACUCAAGCAUAUCAGGGUCAACCAAUAAUUUGUCUAUGGAGGGUGCAUCUCAGAAUUUGAAAGCCCCACCAAAUGCACCCUCAACCGGGAGACCAGGGAAUACCUCCUGCCCAAGUGGCAAUAUUGCAGCUAAACAUGAUUCACGUUUGACUUCUGCUCAAGUUGCUGAGAAGUCUAUCUUGAAGGAUGAGAGUUUUAACAGAGCAGGGAUUCCAAGUGACCAGAAGACAUUGAAGUUUCGGAUUAAAAUGGGGUCUGAUAAAAAAGCACAAAAAAUUGCUGCAAUCUAUAGUGGUCUUGGGCUUGAUUAUUCUCCUUCGUCAUCACUGGGGAACAGUCCUGAUGAAAGUGGAGGAACAUUGAUGAUAUCUCAAGAAACCACUAGUGAAUCACCCACUAGAAUUCUUCAGGUUAUGACUUCCAAUCAUGUCCCUGGUGGUGUGCUCAUAUCUCCACUUCAUGACAGCCUGCUAUGGUUUUUAAGAAAGGAAAAGGAAAGGCCUUCUAGAGAGAAUAAAUCUACCUCAUUGCUUAAGGCAUGUCAAGAACAUCCUUCUGUGUUAGUAGAUAAGUCCAUUAUGGGUAAUAAAAAACAAUUAAAUGAGAAGAAGACAAAAUUUUUAAUUGAAAAAAGUGAAGAGCUGGAGGAAUCAAAUAACGUAAAUCGCAGGACUGUUGAAAGUGGAAAGACAUUGCUCAUAAAAAAGAAGCAUGAAAAUGAGAUUGCAGGAGGGGAGUCAUUGCCCAAUGACUUGAAACCCACAGCUCUAUCUAAUUCAGUGAAUAUUGCUAUGGAAGCCACUGCUAGGGUCUGUGAUGUCGCUGCUGAAGCUAAUCUGAAUGCAUCGAAAGGUAGAUUGUUGUCCUCUGACUCUGCAAAGGAAGAUUCUUUGGAGUCAAUAUCUGGAAGGAGCAGAACGAGUGGCAAGAAAAAGAAGCGGGAUAAGCGGAGUAGUUUAGAUGGAAACGGUUGGGAACAGAGUGUAGUGAAUUUCAAUAAGAAUGCUUCAGUCGACCUAGGAGACAAUGUUGGGAGCAAGGAAGAUUCAAAAACAAAGGUUGGUCAGGUAGCUACAUUUCGUGUACAAAAUAAAAUAAAUAUUCCCUCCAAGAAGGAAAAGACAUUGGCUGAGGGAAAGAGGUCAAAAGGUAGCAAAAAUAAUGGAGAAGUUGCUGAUUCAAUGAAGGAAAGCUUGAGACUUGAUGUGGGUGCAACACUUAAAGAUACUGUUAGUUCUUGUCAAGGUUUCCCUUCAGGUAAAGAUAAAAUUCAGAAGUUGAAGCUGCAGAAGGAUAUGAAGAAGGUCCAAGAUAAUCAUAGAGAUUCACUGGAAACAAAUUCUGGACAGAAGAGUGAUCGAAUGGAGCCAACAAUGAGGCAUUUUCAGAAUAGGCCAAAAGGUUAUGGUCCAAUGGAUUUUGAGAUGGAGCAGAAUGGCUAUUUGGAUAAGUCAAAGGUAAUAUUCAGUGGUAGAACAGUUAAUAACCAGCUGUUGGGAGUGGAUGUUCCAGGUGUGGUUCCUCACCUCAAUGAUAAGACACUUGCCUCUCAGACAGCUGCACCAGCUGCAACUGCUCCUGUGUUGAUAGAAGAAAAUUGGGUUCAGUGUGAUCGUUGUCACAAGUGGCGACUCUUGCCUUUUGAUACUAGACCAGAACAACUUCCUGAGAAGUGGUUGUGUAGCAUGCUUGAUUGGCUACCAAGAAUGAACCGGUGUGACAUUAGUGAGGAGGAGACAACAAAAGCUCUCAAUGCAUUUUACCAGCUUCCAGUAGCUGAAAAUCAAAAUAACCCACAAAAUCAUGCAAAUGGAACUACGUCACUAGUUUCUUCAGCUCACCUUCAACAUCUUGAUCAGAACAACUCAAGUUUCAAUUCUCAGGCUUUAUCUAUUAAAGGAAAGAAGAACCAUGCCCUCAAGGAAGUGCAGAAAUCAGGUGGCAGUGGCCCGAAUCAGAUGUCAACCUCUAAAAAGAAAUACAAGCAGCAGGAAUCUUUGAAACGUAGGAGCAUAAAUGACAUGGCUCAGGCCCCUGUUGAAUCAUUUGUCAUGAAGAAAUCUGCCUUUGAAGAGAAAGAAAGGCUUCUAGUUGGAGGUGAGACCAAGAAAGCAAAGAUGAAAAACAAGAGGGAGUCUGGUCUGUAUGAAUAUGAAGGUUCAAAGAAAAGCAGAACAGAAGUAACAUCCACUGCCGAAAAACAUCAGAGUACUAACUUAGACAACAGAACGCUGGGCCUUAAUUCAAGCACUACCUUGCCAACUCAAGCAAAUGGAAGAAGCGUUCAAAAUUCCAGUGGGUGCUCUAAUUCUGGGGGUGUAAAGCAUGAUAUUAAAGAAAAAACAGUAGCUUCUUUGAAGAAACUUGUGGAUCAAACUCAGGCUUCAUCAGAUGCUGGAUCAUUAGACAUGAGAAUAUGCGAUAAAAGGGCUCCUGUGAAGAAAAGGAAAUUGGACUGGCAGGACAGUCAAAAUGGGAAUGAGUUAUGUAUGAAGGAAGAAAGUAGUGAGAGUGGAUUUAGGAAUGAAAAGAAGUUACGGUUUUCAAAGAUUGAGGGGAAGCAGUCCAAUAGAAAUGAUGGAGAUGGUGUGUCAAACAGGAAAAGUAUGGAUCAUUCAAUUGGUGGCAUUGAAGAAGCCAGAAGUAUUGAUAGGGUCCAACAAUCAAGUAAGCACAAGAAGAAGUCCUCAUCUCUAAAAGUUUUGGAUGGCCUUGAUUCAUCGAGAAGGGAUUCUGGAACUGGACAAAUUUUGAUAGCAGCAACUUCUAGCUCUUCAAAGGUUUCCGGUUCUCGUAAAACCAGAGCAAACUUUGAAGAAGCAAGGGGUUCGCCAGUUGAAUCAGUUUCUUCAUCUCCAAUGAGGACCUCAUAUCCAGAAAAGCUUGCAACAACUGGUUCAGGGAAGGAUGCUGCAAAUAGUGGCAUUCCUUCAUGUGGCAAUCUUAGAAGAUGUUGGAACGGGGAAGGCACUUUUGAGCUUGCUCAAUCUGGUACAGAAACGAAAGAGAAAGUGUCGGGUGAUUUUAAUUCUAGAUCCCAUAAAUCUUCUACCUUGGAUUAUCGGGAUAGAGAUUCUAUUUGCAAAAUCAGCAUUAGAAAUAAACCUUCUUCUAGGUUGGGGAAUAGCCAUUUGCUCAAUGGUGAUUCUCAUUCUGCAGAAACUGUGCAGCAUACUGUAGACCAUUCCCAUAGUGAGGAUAGACUGAACAAGGAGUGUGGUGGCAAUGCAUUAUUUUCUCAGAAAUCUGACGAUGUUUCUAAUUCACAGGCAAAAGACUGUAAAAGAAGUUCUGCUGUAGAUAAAAUGAAGGGUUCUAAUCUAACAGAGGAACAGGAGGAUAUGUGUUCCAGAAAGAGCAUGAAUUACCAAUCAGAUGUUGUCAAGAGUCAUGCAUGUCUUCAAGAAACAUUUGUUGAUUGCAAACGCAAUUUGCAUAAAUCUAGCGAGGAUGAGCAGAGAUCUUAUGGAAAGAAGAAUCCUUCAGGACAACCAUCAAGUGAUAGUAGAAUAGGGACCCAGCUGAAUAUAAAACAUGAUAAAUUUGAUGUAAAAUCUGCUGCUCCAUUCUGCACAAAGGGGAACGUUGCCCCUGAGCAAAAUGUGACCCAGGAUUUUAGUGGGCAAACUGAAGUAAUGCAAGCAGAGGUAAAAAGUGGAAUGUCAAAAUCAUCCUUGCAUUUUGAAACUGAAAGUUGUCAAGAAAGAAAAGGUCAUCGAACAGUACCAGAAGCACAAGAGAGAGCUGUCUAUGAUGGGGUUCCAGUUAAUGCCUCUUCCAGAGUCAAUGUGUCAAAGGCUUUGAAACAGCCUGGAAAAGCUGCUGGCAGCAAGAAUGGUUCUGCCCAUGAUUUGGGACAGCAGAUGCCUGAUUUGCAUGUGGUCAGAAACCUCAAUGCUUGCAGUCCUGUGAGAGUAAAGUCCUCCAGCCUGACAGUAACUGAUGCCCUGAAUGAUGCUCAAGGACUUAGAAAUUAUGCUGAUCGUCUUAAGAGUUCUGGUUUUGUUUUUGAAAGCAAUGAGAUUUACUUCCAAGCUGCUCUUAAGUUUCUUGGUGUCGCUGCCCUUUUAGAGGCUAGCAAUAGUGAGAGUGGCAGACAUGACAUGAACCAUUUGCAAGUGUAUGGCACUGCCACUAAACUUUGCGAAAUGUGUGCCAAAGAAUAUGAAAGACGCCAAGAAAUGGCUACUGCUGCUUUGUCCUAUAAAUGUGUAGAGGUAGCAUACAUGAGGAUUGUUUACUGCAAACAUUCUGCUAGCAGCAGAGACCUGAAAGAGUUGCAAGGAACUGUACAGAUGGUUCCCCAAGGUGAAUCUCCAUCAUCUUCCAUAUCAGAUGUUGAUAAUAACUUAAAUAACCAAGCAACUGCGGAUAAGGCUCCAUUAGCGAAGGGUAAUGCUUCAUAUGUUGCUGGAACCCAUGCCCUUGUUGCUAGAAACCGUCCAAGUUUUGGUCGGUUGCUUGACUUCACACAGGAUGUAAGUUCUGCAAUGGAGGCUUCAAGAAAAUCUCUAACAUGUUUCAUGGCUGCUACUUCAUCCCUGGAAGCAGCACAAAAUAUCGAGUGUAUUACUUCAGUUAGAAAGGUGAUUGAUUUCAGCUUCCAGGAUGUGGAUGAACUUGCAUGUUUGGUUGAGCAGGCAAUGCAGGCCAUAAGUCGUUCUGAUUUAGGCAGUACUAGAGAUUAAGCUACCCUUGUAUAUAUAUUCGUGUUUUUUCGGUUUAUAACCCCCCAACAUGCAUUGGAGAAGAAAGGUGGAUGACUUAGACCUGCAUUUGGGAACGAGCAAAGAUGUGAGGGGCCCAAUAGCCUAUUGCCUCAGUGUACAUGUGUAUAAAGUGAGAUUGAUUUGCAAAUUUUGUAAUGUAUAUUUUUGAUGUUCACUUUCUUCUCAUUGAUAAGAGCACAGGCAUGCUCACAUUUUAAAGUUUUUCUGGGUUGGCAAAGAGGGUAAAAAAUCUAGCUUGUUCAGCAAGAGAUUCAGAGUUCCAUGUAAGAUAUUAGUUCCAUAUAGUACUAUAAUUUUUUUCGCUCCAUUGCUUUGGGGCAGGAGGAAAACAAAGUAUAUAUAGAGUUUAGAAAUCUUUAGGCAACCAUUUUGAAGAGGUUGGAACACUGAUAUCCCAAUAACAGUUCUCUGUUCUGUUUAUAAUUUAUUUCAAAAUUUCUAUUGGAA